Molecule: messenger RNA, 627 nt
Organism: Diuraphis noxia (Russian wheat aphid)
Lineage: Eukaryota; Metazoa; Arthropoda; Insecta; Hemiptera; Aphididae
Source: RefSeq, a predicted model, not a curated record
AUGCAAGAGGAGUUAGCACAAAUAAAUAGGAAAUUUGACAAUGUACAGUCAGAAAUAGAACUAYUCAAUACCGAGUAUCCGUCGGAGGAAGAGAAGGAAAGAGAAGAGUUUAAAAAAAACUAUUUUGCCGCACAUUCUAGGAUUCAGGAAACUAUAACUAACGAAAGGCGUCAUAAUUCUUCAGGUCAUGAUACCUCACAUAACUCGAAWACGUCAGCAACCCAGUCACGGAUACAAUUAYCACCCAUAAAAAUUCCRGAGUUCGGCGGGAACAUUCAAGAUUGGGAAYCCUUUUUCGACUCCUUCCGAUCUGCAAUACACGAGGAAAAUAGUUUUACAUCGGCUCACAAAUUUUACUACCUCAGAUCAUAUCUUACUGGUGCAGCUCUAGGUCUAAUCAAGGCGGUUCCCAUGACGGAUGCUAACUAUUAUGUGGCGAUUGAACGGCUUAAGCAGAGAUAUGAUAAUAAGAGCCUAACCAUACAGUCUCACAUCAAAUCAUUAUUAGAAUCUCCACACGUAGAAAAUGCAACAGCAGCCGAGCUUCAACAACUACAUUCACAUGUAUGCACGCAUAUUGCAGCUUUAAAGGCAUUAGAUCAACCUGUGGAUAAAUGGGAUGCCUGA